AGACAGCCGUGGGGAGAGCAGUAACCGGUCAGAAAUGACUCCACAAUAAAAUAUGAGGAAUAAACCGACGAUUUGAAAACCAGGAUCCCGAACCUCUGGAUUCUUCCGCACUGGAUAUUUUCUUUCAUUUAGUCGCGCCGGAGGAAUAUUUUCCCUUUAUCGUUAGAUUUCCCUCUGUGAGCUGAGAUCUUGUGCCAGCAACGGUCCUUUUUUCCAGAGUAAGCCGCCAGGAUAAAAACCAUACCUGGCGCAGGUCUCAUGUAGUCCGCCUUUGCUCGCUUCCACAGAUAAGGACGCUAGAUUAGAGAAUACCUUGCUCUCAGGGUUUUUCCAUCCACAAGAAAAUGUGAUUCCUUGUCCUUCCCGUGAGGUAGCCAAGCCCCGUCGUUGGCAUCUGAAACAGCUGGGUCGUGUCGCGAAGAUUGUGGAUUAAAGUCUUUUUCCUCUGAGAAAGCCCGGUCGCGUUUCAGUGGCCUUUUGCCAAAAUGAGCGUCGAUUUAAUUGAAUCAACUACAUGAGUGGAGCCUAAACAAACACUUUUUUUUUUUCCCAAGGAGUGCAUAUUUUUUUUCAUAUCUGCUGAAAUAAUCGGCGCCAGUUGCCCUGGAAAAUAUGGAAAGCGAGGUUUUCACCCCGUUGCUGGAGCAGUUUAUGCUCACGCCUCUGGUCUGCUGGGUGAAGGCCGUCGGGCAGUCGACAGUGACCGAUGGCACCAAAUUAUCGGAAUAUAUUGAAUUAGUGGAUGGGAUUUACCUGAACGAGAUAAUGCUUGAGAUAAAUCCUAAGGCCACGGUGCAGAGGACCAACAAGAAAGUAAACAAUGACCCCACACUGCGCAUCCAGAACCUUUCUAUCCUCAUCCGGCAGAUUAAAACCUAUUAUCAGGAGAGUCUCCAGCAGCUGGUAAUGAUGCCUUUACCAAACGUGCUGGUACUGGGCCGGAACCCUCUCUCUGAACAAGGUCUGGAGGAGAUGAAGAAAUUAUUGCUGCUGUUACUUGGCUGUGCUGUUCAGUGUGAGAAGAAGGAGGAGUACAUUGAGCGUAUCCAGACUCUGGACUUCGACAGCAAAGCUGCCAUAGCGUCCCACAUCCAAGAGGUGACUCAUAACCAGGAAAACGUAGUGGACCUGCAGUGGUUGGAAAGUGGGGAAAUGCCUCCUGAGGAUCUGGACAGCCUCUCCAGAAACCUGGCUUUCCACCUCAAACGCCUGGUGGAUGAAAGGGACACACAGCUGGAGACUAUAGUGGAGUUAACCCAGGAGAGAGACUGUGUGCAGUUGUCUCCUCUGGCUCCCUGUCCAACACAGUCCCCCGGUGACUCCCCCAGCAUGAGGAGGACAGAAAGCCGACAACACCUCUCUGUGGAGUUGGCUGAUGCCAAGGCCAAGAUCAGACGCCUGCGACAGGAACUAGAGGAGAAGAGUGAGCAGCUUUUGGACACCAGACAGGAGCUUGAGAACAUGGAGGUGGAGCUCAAGAGGCUCCAGCAGGAGAGCUACCAGCUGCUGUCUGACGCUCGGUCGGCUCGGGCCUACCGUGACGAGCUGGACGCACUCAGAGAGAAAGCGAUCCGUGUCGACAAACUGGAGAGCGAGCUGGGCCGUUACAAGGAGAGACUUCACGACAUUGAGUUUUACAAGGCCAGAGUUGAGGAGCUGAAGGAGGACAACCAGAUCCUGCUGGAGACUAAGACCAUGCUGGAGGAACAACUGGAUGCUAGCAGGACCCGGUCUGACAAACAGCACCACCUGGAGAAAGAGAAUCUACAGCUCAAAUCCAAGAUCCAUGACCUGGAGAUGGAGCGGGACAUGGACCGUAAACGCAUGGAGGAGCUGUUGGAGGAGAAUCUUGUUCUUGAGAUGGCCCAGAAACAGAGCAUGGAUGAGUCUCUGCACCUGGGCUGGGAGCUGGAGCAACUAUCCAAGACACCAGAGCUGACUGAUGCCCCCCAGAAGUCCCUGGGUGAGGAGGUGAAUGAGCUGACCUCGAGCCGCCUGUUGAAGCUGGAGAAAGACAACCAGACCCUGCUGAAGACUGUGGAGGAGCUCAGAGGAGCAGCCAGUCAGGACACAGUGGCAAAACUGGCUAAAGUCACCCAAGAGAACCAGAGACUUAACCAGAAAUUGGAGCAGCUGCAGAGUGAGCUGACAGCAGACAUAGAGUCGCUCCGCAGUGCUGAGUCGCUCAGCACUGACCUGAUGAAGGAGAAGGCUUUACUGGAGAAGACUCUCGAAACACUCAGAGAAAAUUCUGAGAGACAGCUGAAGGGUCUGGAGCAGGAGAACAAGCACCUGAGCCAGACGGUGUCUUCUCUGCGUCAGCGCUGCCAGGUAGGUGCUGAGGCCCGGGUCAAGGAUGUGGAGAAAGAGAAUCGCGUUCUCCAUGAGUCCAUCUGCGAGACAACCGCCAAACUCAACAAAAUGGAGUUUGAAAGGAAACAACUGCGCAAGGAGCUCGAGGUGAUGAAGGAGAAAGGAGAGCGAGCAGAGGAGCUGGAGAUUCAGAUGCAGAAGCUGGAACGGGACAACGAGAGCCUGCAGAAGAAAGUUGCCAGUCUUGGAAUCACCUGUGAAAAGGUGUCUUCUUUGGAGAAGGAGAACACGGAGCUGGAGGCAGAAGGCCGUCGUCUGAAGAAGAAACUGGAUGCUCUAAAGAACAUGGCCUUCCAGUUGGAGGCUCUGGAAAAGGAGAACUCCCAGCUGGAGCAGGAGAACCUAGAGCUUCGGCGUUCGGCUGAGAGCUUCCGGUCAGCAGGGGCUAAGGCCAUUCAGCUGGAAGCCGAGAACAGAGAACUGGAAAGUGAGAGGAGCCAGUUGAAACGUAGCCUGGAACUGCUCAAAGCCUCAUCCAAGAAGACCGAGAGAUUAGAGGUGAGUUACCAGGGCCUAGAUACAGAGAACCAGCGCCUGCAGAAAGCUUUAGAGAACAGCAGCAAGAAGAUCCAGCAGUUGGAGGCAGAACUGCAAGAGGUGGAGACUGAGAAUCAAACCCUGCAACGCAACCUGGAGGAGCUCAAGAUCUCCAGUAAACGCCUGGAGCAGCUGGAGCAGGAGAACAAGACUCUGGAGCAGGAAAGCUCCCAGCUGGAGAAAGACAAGAAGCUUCUGGAGAAGGAGAACAAGCGGCUGAGGCAGCAGGCCGAGAUCCGCGACUCCAAGCUGGAUGACAGCAACCAGCGGAUCUCCUCCUUGGAGAAAGAGAAUCGAACCAUGGGCAAGGAGAUGAUCUUCUUCAGGGACUCCUGCACGAGAGUCAAAGACCUGGAGCGAGAGAACAAGGAGCUGGUCAAACAGGCCUCCAUCGAUAAGAAGACCCUCAUCACACUCAGGGAGGAGCUUGUGAGUGAGAAGCUGCGGACUCAGCAGAUGAAUAAUGAUCUGGAGAAACUGACCCAUGAGCUGGAGAAGAUUGGAUUGAACAAAGAAAGGCUGCUGCAUGAUGAGGGUUCAGACGACAGGUUUAAGCUCCUGGAAACCAAACUGGAGUCAACCCUGAAAUCAUCUUUGGAGAUCAAAGAGGAGAAGAUUGCUGCCCUAGAGGCCAGACUGCAGGAGUCCUCGAACCUCAACCAGCAGCUUCGCCAGGAACUCAAGACAGUGAAGAAAAACUAUGAAGCGCUGCGUCAGAGGGAGGAGGAGGAGAGGAUGGUGCAGAGCUCGCCCCCUAGAGGAGGAGAGGAACCUCAGACUAUCAGUAAAUGGGAGAAGGAAAGCCAUGAAGCCACCAGGGAGCUGCUGAAAGUCAAAGACAGACUCAUUGAAGUGGAGCGGAAUAAUGCCACGCUGCAGGCUGAGAAGGCGGCCCUGAGGAGCCAGCUCAAACAACUAGAGUCUCAAAGCUCCAACCUGCAGGCUCAGAUAGUGGCCCUGCAGAGACAGACGGCGUCCCUACAGGAGAACAAUACCACACUACAGACACAGAACGCCAAGCUGCAGGUGGAGAAUUCUACCCUGAGCUCUCAGAGUGCAGCCAUCAUGGCCCAGAAUGCCCAGCUGCAGAGUCAGCAGAGCAGUGUGGAGGGCGAGCGCGAGGGAGCUCUGAAGGAGAAAGAGGAGCUGAGGGCCACCUACGAGCUGCUGCUCCGUGAUCACGAGAAGCUUGCGGCGCUCCAUGAAAGGCAGGCAGCCGAGUAUGAAGCCCUGAUCGGAAAGCAUGGGGGCCUGAAGAGCUCCCACAAGAGCCUGGAGCAGCAGCACAGGGACUUGGAGGACAAGUAUAAGCAGCUCCUGCAGAGGAAGGGGGAUCUGGAGGAGCUGGAGAAAAAUCUGAAGGAGCAGCAGGAAAAGAUGGCACUGGAGAACCAAACACACCAAGCCACAGCUGACCAGUGCAAACUUCUCAAAGAUGAAAACGAUAGACUUAAUACUACCUAUCGUCAGCUGAUGAAGGACAAUGAGAAUCUUCAGUUGGACCAUAAGAACAUAAAGAGCCAGUUGAACAGCGCCAAGCUGGAGCAGACCAAGCUGGAGGCUGAGUUCUCUAAACUGAAGGAGCAGUACCAGCAGCUGGACAUCACCUCCACCAAGCUCACCAACCAGUGUGAAUUGUUGAGCCAGCUGAAAGGAAACCUGGAGGAAGAGAACCGUCACCUGUUGGACCAGAUUCAGACUCUGAUGCUACAGAAUCGCACCCUGCUGGAGCAGACCAUGGAGAGCAAAGACCUGUUCCACGUAGAGCAAAGACAAUACAUAGACAAACUAAAUGAGCUGAGGAGACAGAAGGAGAAGCUGGAGGAGAAGAUCAUGGACCAGUACAAGUUCUACGAUCCUUCACCUCCACGCAGGCGUGGCAACUGGAUCACUCUGAAGAUGAGGAAGCUGAUCAAGCCGAAGAGCCGGGAGAGGAUGCGUUCUCUCACGCUGACUCCGUCUCGUUCAGAGUGUGGCGACGGCUUCCUGUCUUUUCCCCAGGACAGUCAGGACAGCUCGUCCAUAGGCUCCGGCUCCAACUCGCUGGACGACACACUUACACAAAAGAGGAGCAGCACUAUAAAAAGGUUGCCUUUCAUGAGGAACAGAUCCAAGGACAAAGACAAGGCCAAAGCCAUCUACCGGCGCUCCAUGUCCAUGAAUGACCUGCUGCAGACCAUGGCAGUGGCAGGCGUUUCCGGGACUCAAUGGGCGGGCAGCAUAGAGAACCUAGAUGGCACUGAGGCCGGAGACGCCACCAUGACAGGCAGCAGCAAGCGCAGCGGGCAGCGCAUGAAGGAGCUCGCCUUUUCCACCAACGCCAUCGACUGUGCUACCCUCACCCUGCCCACUUCAGGGCACAGCAGGGCCAAGCACCGGCUUCAGGUCAAAGAUAAUGCCUCCUGCGAGGAUGUUGCUGGCUCCUCAGAUGACCCCAAGAGUCAGGGCCUGCAGGUGUAUAGCAGUGCUUUGGCUCUGCAUCCUUCCCCCGUUGAGCUGAGCAUUAGGUGCAGAGUGCCCUGUAGCAUCUGUACCACCAGACCCUCCAGUCUCCAUAGCAACAGGACCACCAGUAGUAAUAGUAACAAUAACUCCCACCUCACUUCUCCUCUGGAGGGCAAAGGCACAUUGAACGGCAGCCUCAGCAGGCCUCACAGUGAGAGCAGCGGGGAGUUCAGCCUCAGCUUAGACCAGGAGGUGUGGUCCAGCAGCGGCAGCAGCCCGGUCCAGCAGCCCACCUCCUCGCGCUCCUCCCACCAGAGCCCCCUGCAGCUGCGUAGGUCGCUCGACCCGUCUACCGCCGCAGGUAGCCCCGGCCAGACCCAGAUCAGGAAGACGGGAUCUCCAGGCAGCGAGGUACUUUCCCUGCAGCAGUUCCUGGAUGAGGGUAUUGAUCCUGCAGAGUCUGGCAGUCAGGAGAACCUCACUGUAGACUCUCCUCGCCUCUCCACUUCUUCUGAGCAUGUGCAGAAAGAACGCACUUCCACGAAGGGCCGAGGCAUUUUACGCUCAUCCAGCGGGAAAGCAGCACCGGGCAGCUCCGAUCGCCCGCCGAGAUCCUCGGGACAACCGGGGCGCCCGACCCUGCGGAAGGCUGAGAGCACCCGUGUGAAGGGCUCCGUCCCAGUCCGCUCCAGUCUGUCCUCACAGGGCAAAGCCACAUCCGUCUCUGAGCGCCUGGACUCGGCUUCCUCCACGUUGCCCCGAGCCAGCAGCGUCAUCUCCACCGCCGAAGGCACCACGCGGCGCACCAGCAUCCACGACCUGCUCUCGAAGGACCACCGGCAGCCUGUGUCGGUCGACGCUUCUCCUCCUGUCUCUUCCACCAAGGCUGGGGUACGCUCCCAGCCUACACCCAGUGAGUACCACCCCAACAGCUCCAACCUAAAGGGACCCCUUAUCACCACCACCCCCCUGCCCAAGUCACUCAGCUUACCUUGCCAUAGCUUGGAGGACCCCGACCUCUCCACCCUCGAAUCUUUCCUUGGCCCUUCCUUCACUGUCGAGUCGGUGUUCAUGGACUCCAUUUUUAGUGAUACAGCAAGCAAAAACCUCCCUUUCCUGUCUCUCAACCCCACCCUAGUCAGCAAUAUCAGUGGGCCGCCUGUUACAAAUAAAACACCCCCUGCUCCACCUAUCGCAAACCACAUGUCCACCCAAAACCAGACGCCUCACAGCCAAUCAAACGGCCCGAUGAGAUCUGGCCCAGCCAGUCUGAAAGAGUAUAACGAGGGCGUUGACCCCAAUCAUGUGAAUAAUUCGGACCAGUCACUGAGCCCAGAGGACAACCAGUCUCUGUGGUAUGAGUACGGGUGUGUGUGAAUGACAGGGAGGUUCUGGCUUGCUGAUCUUCAUACCAGAUGUGACUUAAAGAGCGGAGAAUGAAAGGAUGGAUAAGUGACAAAUCCUCCUCCUCUGCAUGUAUUUAUCAGAGCACUGUCUUUCUCUGUGUGGUGUAUUGGUUUCAUGCUUCCCUGUUUCCCGUGGUGCUGAUUGGUGAUUUGCUGUUUUGUUUUGUCUUUUUUUUUUCUGUCACCACCUGUCCUGACCUUUUUUCUGUCCUGUUCUGUUCUCUAAGGUUAGACUUUGAUCAAUGUCCCUCCGUCCAUCAACCUUCACCAUAUUUUUGUUUCCUCAUCCAAUCUGUUUUCACUGGCUAACACUAUACUAUUAUCUGCUGUAGUGGGUUUAUACAUCACAGUGAAGACUUCAAUCAUAAAUUAGCUGAGAGCAGAAAUGAUUCAGCCAUUAAAAAAAAAUAAAUAAAAAAGCAGCGGAAAAUCUUAAUGUCUCUGAUAAGGAGCAAAGCAUUGUGGGACAGAUUUCAUAGUAGCAAUUUCUUCAAACGAAAGUCUUUCAGUAUCAGAUAAUAGAUUCACCUGUUGUUCAUCUUGAUGUUUUAGUGUAUGGGGGAGUGUCCUCUUCACUGCUUUUAACUCAGUUGCAUUAUCCACUAAACUGCAUGGCUUGGUUUUGUCUCAGCCCCGACCUGAAACGCUCAUUUUGAUUGCUGUGAUCAAAAUGUUUAUGUUUAUCCUCUUUUUGUUUCUAUUGAUGUGUUUUUUUUUGACACCUUUUUCUGUAUUUUCUUUUAUAUUAACUGGAUCCGUUGCUCUACGGAUGAUGAGUUUUGACCUGUUGGACUUCUUGGCCUGGUGACAGAAUGAUGAAGCUUCAUUCCUGGAAUAAUCUGAGGGCAGGAUUUAGUUGGUUAAGUGAAAGUUGACAGUGAAGGUAGUGGAAUAUGAGUGAUUAUUAGUUUUAGGCAGGUCUUGAUUAGGAGUUACUGAAAUAGGGAGUGAUUGUAGUAAGUUGAGAAUAGUUUGCAGCGGCCAGAUUGUUUUGUGAAUGAAGCUAACAUCAUUUCUUUUGGUGUCUGGGCACUUAUUUACCCAUCGUGAUGCACCACAUCUUGAGAAUGAAUAUUUCAUUAUGUAUUUUAGACUGACAAGAUCUUGUACAGAUUGUUGUAAUCAUUAAGUUAUAAUCAAAGACGAGCACUGCUUUAUGUGCCAGUACUAGUAGAACAGUCUGCAUCUAGAUCCUUAUUUAUUUUCUGCUUUUGUACUCUGUAGUUGCUGUUUUGAAGUUGCUUUAUUGUAUUUAUCUUGAUCUACAGUAUAUGCAGGUAUAAAGUAAAUGAAAAUGUUCUUGUCACUGUCUACAGAUGUAACAUAAACAUUGCCUUUGUCCUACAGAUGAGGAGGGCAGAAAGUCUAAAAGCAGGAGCGGGGAGCCGCAGCAAAGCUGCUAAACCCUGCCCCCCCCACACCCUCGUCUGUCUACUACCAUGCUGUGAGCGCGUGGUGAGUGAGUGCUGCUCGAGUGGGAGGAAUAGGGGGUGGGAUGAUGGGCGGGGGGGCAGUUCAGUCUUGUCUCCAUGGGAACCUAUAACAUGGUGUAACAGAUGUCGUCCAUCCUGCCGUGCACUUGCUUCCCCUGCUUCUCUAAGCUGUUACCCCAAAGCUCCCCUCCUCACUGUCCUGUCCAUUGCCCCACUGUCCCUGCGGUGCCAAACGCCUGUUCACCGAGCCUGAUGGGACCCUGGUCUGCAUGGCAUAUGGGCCGUUUUACCAUGUUUCUCUGACUGGAUGAACAUUUGUUUCCCAAGAUCCCCACAGGAAGAGGAGUUCUGCAACCCCAGCAGCUCACGGUGUCCCUCCUCCGUGAUGCUUAUUUUGUUUUUGGUAAAGGUGACUGCUGAGCUUCCUCCUGGUAAAAAACAAAGAAAACAAAACACAAGGCUCUUUACGGUUUUCAGGCUGCUUAUUGUGGCUGCAUGGCUUUGGUGUAGCGCUGAAAUCCUUCCCCCUUCUCCUUCCCUUGACAAUGCAUGCAUACCCAGGCUGGCUGCUGUCCCCUCUUGUACAUCACUGUCUUUACUGUUACAAUUUCUGACUUUUAACCUUCUUCUUUCUCUGUUUUUUUUUUUUUAACUUUGUCUUCCUUUGUGUUCUAUUUUCUUCCACCUUGGCUUCUUUAUUUUUCUAACCUGUCUCCUUUUCUUUCUUCUCUUACUCUUUCCACUUCCUCUUUGCUUGCCUGGGACACAGAGAGAAAGGUGGCCUUGGAGCUGUGUGUCUGAAGCCUAGUAGAGUUAAUCUGCUGAGACCGUCUGCAGUGAGAAAAGAUUGUAUAUCCCAGUUUCCUUUUUCUUCCGUUUUGUGUUUUUUUUUUUUUUUUUUCAGUAGAGAAAAGUGGCUUCCUUCUCUGUUUUGUUUUUCUUCCUUGAAUCAAGGAAACAACAGAAAAAUACGAGAAAAUGUUGUGGUGACAGUUUUUUUUUCUAUAAAGACUGCUGUGGCAGAUAGCACUGCCAUGUGUUCUUUAGUGUGACGGACUCCAAGAUGUGCACUAGUCUCUACGGACUAAGAUUGAAGUGCCAAUGUACACACAACAGCCAAAAGGGUGAUCUUCAACCAGACUAAGGACUUCAUUUUGGAUCUUCUGUGCAACUUCAGAGUCAGCCGGACUUUCUUCUGCCCGAUGCCGUGAUCAUUAAAAAAAAAACAAACAAAAAAAAACCUGAGUGUUUUUGUAAACGGGCAGCAUGCACAAGCAAAGACAACAUUUAGUUAGUCUCUUAAAAACCGUUUUCAAAGCAUGUCA
Toxotes jaculatrix (banded archerfish) is the source of this 9519-nucleotide messenger RNA. RefSeq names its product girdin-like. Gene Ontology annotation, cellular component: centrosome; cytoplasm. The coding region runs from base 613 to 6732 and encodes 2039 amino acids. The transcript is spliced from 36 exons. Gene Ontology annotation, molecular function: microtubule binding; dynein light intermediate chain binding. Lineage: Eukaryota; Metazoa; Chordata; Actinopteri; Toxotidae. The record is from RefSeq and is a predicted model, not a curated record. Gene Ontology annotation, biological process: cytoplasmic microtubule organization; cytoskeleton-dependent intracellular transport.